This is a messenger RNA of Mya arenaria, 8642 nucleotides long. RefSeq lists its product as uncharacterized. Lineage: Eukaryota; Metazoa; Mollusca; Bivalvia; Myida; Myidae. The transcript is spliced from 7 exons. The coding region runs from base 394 to 2409 and encodes 671 amino acids. The record is from RefSeq and is a predicted model, not a curated record.
UGCAAAAACUCAUAGAAAGGAUGGAUCUUACAAGGAAUAUAAUAACAUGAUGAAACUUGGACGUGUAAAUAAUAACCUGAUACAACGUUGCACGGAAUAAACCAUAGAUGAGGAAAAGAUAAGGACAAUAAUUUCCGUUCAAAAUAUGAGGAAGUUUUUUGUUAGUAAUAAAUAUUAUUAAAGUAUAUUUUCGAAAAAUGGUGAACAUAAAAGCCCCACCGCUUUUGUUGAGUAUAGAAUAUUUGUUUAUUUUGCGACUAACGAAUAAUGCGCAGUUGAAGGAUAUAUGGAAAAUUGAUCACGAACAAUUUACCGUGUGAAUAAUUGGUGGCACUGGAAGCUGAAAUAUUCCAUGUACGUUUAACUUAUGUGAAAAGAUUUAAGACACAGACAAUGGAAACAUUGUCAUAUCGAGAGGAAAGAGUACGACCAAAGAGCGAAGAUAAUAGGAGCAUUAUAACGGAAAAGCAGACAAUCAAUGAACAUAUUCCAACAAAAGAACUCGAAGCGGUUCGAAGUGAAUUAAUAAAGAUUUGGACAUUUGUAAAUGACAUAUGCGAUACUGAAACGGCAUUUAUUACAAUUAAUAAAGAGAAACUGAAAACGUGUAUGAGUAGUUUGCUUCAGAAUGCAUCAACACUGGACAAGGCGAUUGAAACGUUAACAAAAAACUCAUUUGAAAUAUGUAGCCCAACCUUGAGACAUCCUUUAAACACAGGUAAGGACUUGAAAACGUGGAAGGAAAUAAUCAUUCAGGAUGCUUCGCGAAUUGACCAAGCUCUUGGGCUUUUAAAGAGCCCCGUAUCUGGAGGUUGCAGCACAAGGUUAAGAAAAAACCCGAGAACAGAAGUUGUUGUCGUUCAAAAAUUAGCCAUUGACUACGACGUAUACCACUACACGCGAGAACGCAUAAACCCAAUUAUUCAGCAAAUCCUUGGAGAGACAAAACCUUCUGCUUUAUGCUCCAAUCAAAUAUUGCUGAUCACUGCUGCGUAUGAUAAAGAACUGGUCAAUACCUUCGAUUCAGCACAGAAAUGCACGAAGGAAAUUGAAGCCUUAGAGAACGUACAAGUUGGAUCAGAACAGGUUGUGGUUCUAAUUGGAAAUGAUCAGGAAAAUAAACUGAUGAGUUGUAAAUCAAUCCUUGCAAAGUCACCAGAAGCAUCCGUUUGCUUACUGACACAUGCCGUACGGAAAUCAAACAUUGGGCUGACCAAUGAAAUUAUAGAAGUCACAGAAUACGGAAUUGAACUGCAUGCUGGUUGUGAUCUAUGGCCAGAUCAAAUUCCUAGAUUGGUUGAUGACUUGCUGGAAUAUUACGCAUUUGAACAACUUGCGAAGGUAGCGGAAGAUUUUAUCAAAGCUGAUAAAGCAUCGACAAAGGUCAUCGGAGAAAUGCAAGCCCUUUACAAGAAGUCCCAAGUUUCAAUGCCAAAGUGGUUGCAACCAAUGAGUCAGGAUGUAUCCGAGAUUGAAAAGAAAGUGUCUGCCUUGCCGCACAUUCUGCAAUUUGACUUCUCGAAGGAACCGUUGAAGAUUAAGAUGCUUAGUGAAAACGAAUCAAAACAGAAUGACGUAGUUCAAGGCCUGGAGCAGAUAGGACUAUCGGAGGGACAGUAUACAAUUGAGCUGGUAGACAUCAAACCACUAGGACCAGACAACUUCAAGAGCGGUGACGGUAUUAAGGUUCGCGGAUCAACUCGGAAAGGGACACUUGGAGCUUUUGCAAAGUUUGAAACGAAGAAAACAAAUGAGUCGAGUAUGGUUGCAGUAACCUCUAAACACAUCCUGCAUGUUCCCGAUUCUGAAAGGAAUGAAAUUAUAGUCAACAAUGAAAAGGUGGGUAAUUUGAUGGAAGUCACAGAAGAAGCUCAAGCUUUCCAUGAUAUGGCCAUAGCGCAUGUAACCGCGUCCAGCACAAAAUGCGACACAUUAUUUCGCACCAGGAAUGGCCGACGCGUUACUGCUGAAAUAUGCAAAUCAAGCCAAAAAGAACUUCAACACGAAUUAGUACAUCUAUGGAGCCAGCGUUCAUCACCAGCAAUCGCAAAGAUAUCAAGCUCAAACACAGGAAUGUCGUAUGAAGAUGACUAUUUUUUCAUUGAAACGGAAAGCACGGACGAAUUCACGCACCCUUUGCCAGGUGAUAGUGGUGCAAUGGUAUUGAUAGAAAGACAUCCGCGCCAAUCCAAACAUAUGUAUGCAAUUGGUACGUUAGUUGGUGAAAUCUUGCCAAGAAAGAAGACAGACGAAUCAACCGAUUCAGGAAAAGAGGAACAUCCGACAAACGAACAGCAAUUGAUCCCACGAAAAGAAUUUCUUGUUACGUCACUGAAAAAGGGCUUUGAUCAUCUUUCAAACCAACACGAUGGCAGUCUGACGCUUUUUUCGGAACCAGAGUUUGAUUAAGAAGAUCUCUGAAAUAUUUAUUGAAAAUCCAGAUAAUUCAGCGAGCAUUGGCUCUUAAUUUCACUUCGAUAACAUGACACCUACUUUUAAUACUGGCCGAAUGAUUUUCCAAAAAUCGUUAUACAUUAAAUUAAAAUCAUUUACCAAAAAGUAAUGCUUAAAGAGGCUUCUCAUUGUAACAUACUAGUAGUUUAUAUAAACGCAUAUUAUCGUAUAUAGGUUUGUUUUCGUGCAUGUAGAUAAUAUAAUUCAAAUAUUUGGUAUGUGUGUGGCGUUGAUUUGAAUCUCAGCAAUAAUGCGUGGUAUAUUUUGGAGGAUUUUCUUCUUCACCUUUUUAUCAUUUUUAUUUGCUUUACCUGAUAUGUUCCUGAGAUUUGGAUUGACAUUGGAGUCGUACGUUCAUGAUAGAUUGUCUUUUUUACAUUGACAUUCGAGCUGUAGUAUAUUUUCAUAAAAUAGGAACUGAGAAAAUGUUUUGAUGAACAGGAACUCACCUCGGAUUAAAUCUAAAAAUAGGCAAGGCAAUUUUAUAUAAAGAACAACAACCGUUGGUAACGCCUAAAAGGCGAAGUUUCUAAACUUAUUGUAUCGAUAUCAUAUUGUUGUUUGAAAAUGCGUCAGCCUGUGUAGAUAUCAUGCAUCAUCGUUACAUAGCAACUAAUCAGUUUUAACUGUCCUCACCCAUUAUUGUUUAUUUAUUUUUGUUUAUUUAUCUUAAAUAACUGUGAGAAUGCAUUGAAUAUGUGAGAAAAUCAAUAUUAGUAUAGCUGGCUCUCCGAUUUAUUUAUAUUUUCCGAAGACAAAGACGAUACAACCAAUCAAAGUAUAAAUCAUUGUUGCAGGAAUAUGUGUUGCCUGAAUAUGGAGAAGCAUAAUGUGUUAAAUUGUAUGAAUAGUCGUAUCGCAUUGGGACAUAUUCAAUGGUAAGUAAGACAAGUUAAAAUUUAGUCCUAUGAAGUCCAUUUUUUCAGCAAUCAGUUGUUAAUCCCAUGCAUACCGUAUGUAGCAAGUACAUGUUGUAUAGUGUCUGUAAUCUCUAACUCAACUUUAACUAAUAACAGGACAAAUAUGAUAUUAAGUGGUACAUUAAAUUUAUGAGAUAUCAUUUCUAAAAUACACAAUAUUUAUUUUUUUAAUAUAACAAGCUGUUUUAUUGUUGAAAGCUUCGUUUAAUUUACGCGGUUGAAUUUUAAGUCGGGCAAUGCCUACUAGCUACAAUAUUAAUUAUCCACACUAAUGUACAAGAUUAAUGAUGUUUUUUUUUCUCAUUUAUUUUUCAAAUAGAGUAUAUAUUAACAGUUUUGAAUGCUCAAUAUACACACCAAUCAUAUGCAUUUUGAUAGGAUAUUCAUGUAUUUAAAACACAAUAACGCUCACACACAUACUACUACAUUUGCACACCGAAGCGCAAGCAACACAAACAAACACCUAUUAAUAACAAAAGCACGUAUGUAUACAUACUCGCACUCAUACACAUGCAAUAACACGGUCGUAUGAUGUUUAUACGAUCGAUGUACCCUCUACUUGCUCAUGUGUUCAAAAAGAAGAGUUAAGAUAUUUAAAUGUUUAUAUAUUAUUUAAGUCUUACGAUUCGUUUUGUUUUUAUAGGGCUUAUUGUGUAUUGUUGUAAGUUCAAGUAUUUCCCAUUUAUAUUGUUGAUUUCAAACUGAUCGUUGUUCAACGCUAUAUGUUCGUUUUUAAUCCUUUAUUUCAAAUACAUCAAAUAUAUAUCAAAGGAUAGUGUUCUAUAACUAUACUACUGAGGGUUUUAAGUGUAAUAUUGGGACAAGGCAGGGAGAUUUAUAUUCUCCAAUUUUAUUUAAUCUUUUUAUCAAUGAUCUAUGUCAAUAUCUUAAAGAUAGUUGUAACCAGGGUGUUUUUAUCACGGACAAUAUUCCUGAUAUACACUGUUUACUGUACGCAGAUGAUGUGGCAAAUUGUGCUGAUACUGCCAUAAACCUUCAACGACAAUUAAACGCUAUCUCCAAAUUUUGUAAUGAAUAUGGGAUGCAGAUUAAUCUGAAAAAAACUGAAAUUAUUGUAUUUAGAAACGGAGGCCCAUUACGCCAGUAUGAAAAUUGGACACUUAAUGGUAACAUCGUCAGAAUUACAUCGAUGUACAAAUAUAUGGGUUUAUUGUUUACUCCAACAUUAUCUUGGUCUGCAGCGAAAUCCAAAUUAGCAGCUCAGGCAAGGAAAGCCAUUUUUUCAAUUAAAAACUAUCAGUUGUCAUUUGGUACGUUUAAUCAUAAUGAAUUUUUUAAACUUUUUGAUACAAUGGUCUCCCCGAUACUGACAUUUGGCUCAGAAAUUUGGGGAUUCAAGGAAUGUAAUGAGAUUGAAAAAGUACAGCUUUUCUUUUGUAAAUAUUUUCUCGGAGUUAAGAGUUCUGUAAAUAAUUGUGUGGCUUUAGGUGAAUGUGGUAGAUUACCAAUGUUCACUAUUUAUGUCUCGAAAUGUGUAAAAUAUUGGUGCAAAGUAUUACAAAUGCCUGAAAAUAGAUUCCCUAGAAAUUCAUAUAUUAUGAUAAAAAAUCUGGAUAGUUUAGGUAGGCGUACUUGGGCAACUUAUAUAAAAGAAAUAUUGUUUACAUAUGGCUUUGGGUAUGCUUGGAUUGCCCAAGAUGUGGGAGAUAUAAAUAUAUUUAUGUGUCAUUUUAAAAUAAGAAUUGCUGAUUGUUGUAGACAAACAUGGCUUGGUGAUGUAAAUAAUUCCUCACGUUGUGAUACUUAUAAAUGCUUUAAGUCUUUAUUGAAUGUUGAAAGAUACCUUAAUAUCAGUUUACCGUUUCCUGUACGAAAAUCAUUGGCAAGAUUUAAAACAUCUAGUCAUAAACUUCAUAUUGAAAUUGGUCGAUUUUUUUGUAUUGAUAGAAAUGAUCGCUUUUGUACUUAUUGUUUAUUGGAUAAAGACAUACUUGUUAUUGAAGAUGAAUACCAUGUGUUUUUUAAGUGUUCAAGAUUUAAUGACAUCCGGGAAAAUUAUUUGUUCUCUUGGUAUCGUGGAAAUACUGACAUUUUUCAUUUCUAUAAUAUGAUGACAUCGGAAAAUGUUACCCAUAUUAAAUCCAUUGCUCUUUACAUUCAUAAACUCAUGUUAGCUAUAGAUAACACUUAACUUGUUAACCAAGAGACACAACUCUUAUUUAGUACAUAUAUGCAUUUUGUUAUAUUUGAUUUGCAUUGUAACAUGUAUUAUGGGCUGGAGGCCUUUCAUUGAAAUAAACUUUCGUUCGUUACUUGAUUGAAUGUAUGUAAACUAUAAUGAAAUGAUAGAAAAGCUGAUGUUGUUGUUGUAUUUAGGUUUUUCACAUUUCCUAAAAAGGCUUAUCGGUUACCUAUAUUUGCAUUAAUAUUUGUUGAAGUUAUGAAAAUGUUUAUUUUGUUUUCAUUGUUGUGUUUCAUAACACUCCCUGUAUAUCUACAUUAACACUUCAUUACUUAACGAUGGUUGUUGCUUAUCAAUUUAACAUUAUUUCUGUAGAAAAUUCAAUGGCAUUUCACAUCGAUAUCGCGUGUGGGCGCAAUAAUACUGAUGGGCGGGGCAUAUUUACUACGGAACUAUUUUUUUCAAUGAAAUCGUAGUAAAAUUAUUGGCAACAUGCAAUCUGUUAAAGCUGUUAAAACAGAAUAAGCAACAAUGAUUAGAUUGAUUUUAAUGUAGAUGAUUUUAUGAUGGAUGGAACAGUUGAAGAAACAUUUAAAUUACAAUGAUGACGACUUAUUUCGGAAUUUGAAAUUGACAUUUCCAAGAAAGAGCUCAGUUCAACACUUAGUCUUUUCGCGUCCACUGGCUUUCAUUUCGCGUAAGUGCACGUUAACCCACCCACAGCCACAGAGACGCCUCAUCCUCAUUGAAUGUUUACUUCCACAAAAAAUGACAAUGCACUUGUUGAUGUGUCAAACACCGUAUUCCAAUAUAAUUCAUACACCAACUGAUUCUUAAAAAUAACACUCAACAAGUAAAUUGACAGGAACUUCUCUCCAAUUUGAAAACUCGAUCGUGACUUAACAAACGCUAGUAUCGGGUAUUAUUGCGAGAUAUAAUGAGAACUUUGUAGGUGGCAAUAUUUUUGUUGUUUUCUUGUUAUUGUUAAUUUUUCAUAACACAUGUUGUAUUUUUCUAGUUGUAAUGCUGUUAUAUACGUAUCUAUAAUAUACUAUAUAGAAAAUAAACAUAUAAAUAAGGAACUAUUUUAUCUGCACAUUCAUUGUUGUAUAAAAUCAGGUUACGAUAGCUGUUCUAAUUUACCCACUGUUGCGAACAACGAGAGAAAGAAAAAAGAGAAAAUGCUCUUAGUAAUCUACUAGUAAUUAUUUUAGCAGAAAUGUAGAUUUAAAUAAAUGUAAAUAUAAGUAUUAAAAAUCGACAUGUUGCUUUUUAUUUGGGUAUGGUCCUCUCCUUUUGAACAGCCCCUUUGCAUACCAUACCCCAAUAUAAUGCAACAUGUCGAAUUUAAAUCUUUAAAUAAAUGUUCAAUAUAUUCAUUACCUCAAUCACAGAAUGUACAUAGUUUACACUCGACGAGGUUAAACUUAAAAAAGUAACUUUGUAGUAAAUGCUACGUAAUGUAGUAACAAUUAUACACGCACUCAUACACAAGCAUACACACACACUCGCAUAAUUUUAUUACGAUCAAUGUCCCCUAUACUAGGUCAUGUAUAUAAAAAGUUCAAAUAUAUUAAUGUUUGUAUACGAUUGUUCUUUUCUUUUUUUAUAUGGAAAGUUGUGUAUUGUAUUGUUAAGUUAUGUUGUAAGUUCAAGUGUUUCCCAUUUUUAAUGUUGGUUUCAAAAUCGUUGUUUAACGCUAUAUGUUCUUCAAUUUUAAUCCAGAAUUUCAAAUCCAUCAAAUAUGAAUCACAACCUAGUUUGCAAUAACUUUACUUGAUUGAAUGUAUGUAAAAUUUAGUUAAAUGAUAGGAAAGUGUUUGUCUUUAUAUUUUGUUCUGGCUUUUCAUCCCAGACUAAUUUGAAAAUAUCCUUUUUAACAGUUUCAAUAACGGGUUUGCUUGGAUUCACCAACACUGUAAAUGGGUAUACUACCUUUGGUAGCGCAUACGUUUUUACAACUGUUUGUUUACCUAUCAAAGUUAGUUCACUAUGUUUUCCAUUUGGUUAAUGUCUGAUGUAGUUCGUUUAGCUUUUUGUUGGUAUUCUGUUGAUUGUUUGAUGUUUAUUAUUGUACAAUGUGAUUUUUAUUUCAUGUCUAAAGCUAUGAUUCUACCUUCUAUAUUUUUUAUGGCUAUAUUAGCUUUUGGAUUUAUAAGAAUUGAAACUUCCUUACUGUUUGUACUAUUUCCACUGAUAAAACAAGAUCCAUUCCAAAUUUGUUUCGAUUAAUGAUUAAGAUUGAUCUUGCAAAUAAUAAAAGAGACCAUGACAAUUCAUAUAAGAAAAAUAUACAGUACAACUUAUGUAAUUUAUUAUGCACAUAUUCCUAUAAACAUUGCAUGACAUCUUAAUAAUGUAGAAAACCUAAGAAUAUGCUCCCGUUGUGACAAAACAUAUCAUUGGAGAUAACUAUCAUAACCAUUUACCAUAUUCGGCCUGAGACCACAGUAAUUUUUACUAUAUGUUUCAUAUAGACACUUACCUGGCUGUUCACUUUAAAACAAUCCCAAUUGAAGAACAAGCCACUGGCUGCUGUAGAACAAUCCAAUACACAACAUUUAAUCACAAGAAAACAUAGGGUUGACCAAUGCGUUGUCUCACAAAAUUGAGUAGUUAUACAUGACCCUGAGGUCAAGACGUAAUAAGGCUUCAAACAAUCAAUUCACAUUGUUCCACAGGCAACGAUGUUUCCAUUUUUUACACUGACAACUAUCAAUUUUGCGAUACAGUGUCAAAUUAUGUUAAGCUCUAUGCAAUAAAUCCACCUGUUUCAUCUCUUUCAUUCAACUUUAUUAAACUAUUGAUACUUGAGCACAAGCACUCUUUUUUCUGUAUUCACAUCCGGAUCUAUGGUUAACGGGGGCAGAUAACUGUGGUCUUGAGCCAUCACAGAAACAAAAUCAUAUGCCAUAAUUAAGUGCUUAAAGGAUUGACACUAACGGGAGUUAACUGCCGAUGCAUUAAAAGACAACAGUGUAUCAGAUUGUCUUUUUUUAACAAUAACUUUGAACUCGUAACAUGGAGCAUCAUGUAUUUGUUUAUGUUUUAGUUAUACAAACAUAUCAUGUAUACAUCUGUAACAUCCUAAUAAACUGUGUGACUUGAUACGUUACAAAAUAGCG